Messenger RNA from Adineta ricciae, 201 nucleotides. Lineage: Eukaryota; Metazoa; Rotifera; Eurotatoria; Adinetida; Adinetidae. The record is from the annotation of a GenBank genome assembly.
AUGCAUUUCUUUCGACUUAAAUCCCAAUACCAGCCACCAACUGACAAUGAUCAACAUGAUCUACCUGAACCAGUUACUCAGCACACUUUCAUGUCGUUACCACCGUCACCGAUCGAGUUUAAAGCUCGUCUCUGGCAAUCGUUACCAUUUUUUGGCAAAGUAGGUGUUUUGAUUCUCACAGUCGUUCGACUUUACUUCUAA